AUGGCGACCAGAACCAGCCGAGCAGUUUUUGGCGACAUCACCAACGCGGGCGACUCGGUCGCCGCGCUCGCCGGCAAGAAGCCGCUCAAGUCGGAGCGCAAGGCCGACGAUGUCGACGCGCGGGACGCCUCGAACCCCCAGGCCGUCACCGAGUACGUGAAUGACAUGCGCGCCGCCGCGUCCGUUUUUUACCGGCUUUUCUUCGCCGCCGCGGCGCCCGCCGCCGUCACACUCACGCGCCGCCGCAAACACAGGUACGUCCACUUCCGGGAGAAGGAGCUGGAGACGAGCGUGAGCCCGACGUACAUGCGGCAGCAGGCGCACAUCAACGAGAAGAUGCGCGCGAUCCUCAUCGACUGGCUGGUCGAGGUGCACCUCAAGUUCAAGCUCGUGCCCGAGACGCUGUACCUCACGGUGAACCUCAUCGACCGCUACCUGCUCGGGUCGCCCGUCGAGCGGUCGAACCUGCAGCUCGUCGGCGUGUCGGCGCUGCUCCUCGCGAGCAAGUACGAGGAGAUCUACCCGCCGGAGCUCAAGGACCUGGUCUACAUCACGGACAAGGCCUACACGCAGGAGCAGAUCCUCGGCAUGGAGGAGAAGAUGGUCAAGGCGCUCAAAUACAAGAUGACGAUCGCCUCCGUCCGCGCGCCGCGUCCGAGGUUCGUUUUUCGGUGGCGGCGCCGCGGACGUGAGAUGACGACGCCGACGCGACGUGUUUCGUCGGCCCGCCAUCGACGCGAGACGUCGACGGCUCUGCGCCCACCCGCUCCGACGCGCGCAGGUCCACUGCUUCAUGAUGCGCUACCUCAAGGCGGGCCACGCGGACCGGCGCAUGGUCUGGCUCGCCUCCUACGUCGCGGAGCGCAUGCUCCAGGAGUACUCGAUGCUCAAGUACCUGCCCUCGAUGGUCGCCGCGUGCGCCGUCUACGUCGCGCGCAAGAACCUGGGCCGCAACGCGUGGAGCCCGACGCUGCUCCACUACGCGCAGUACCCCGAGAGCGACCUGCACGCCUGCCUCAAGGACAUGCACGGCGUCCUCCACUCGACGAAGGGCUCGCUCGCGGCCGUGAAGAAGAAGUACUCGUCGGAGAAGUACGGCACGGUCGCGACGAUGCCGCUCAAGGUCCUGGACUGAGCCGGCGACGGCUCUGUGUGUUCUAGUUCCGCCCCCACGAUUACGAUCCCAACAACAACCCCAACCUGGCCCGGCCCGCCGACGACAUUCGUCGCGCCGUCGUCUCCCGCGCCGCCGCCGCUUUCGAAGCUAAGCCUUCGUGUUACGACUCUCCACUAGUACGACGCCUCGCUUACGCGCGCCCCGGAGCGUCGUCGCGCC
Pelagomonas calceolata is the source of this 1336-nucleotide messenger RNA. The record is from the annotation of a GenBank genome assembly. NCBI's taxonomy places the organism in Eukaryota, Pelagophyceae, Pelagomonadales, Pelagomonadaceae.